Argiope bruennichi is the source of this 4303-nucleotide messenger RNA. Its product is annotated as ras-related protein Rap-1b-like. Gene Ontology annotation, molecular function: GTP binding; GTPase activity. The record is from RefSeq and is a predicted model, not a curated record. NCBI's taxonomy places the organism in Eukaryota, Metazoa, Arthropoda, Arachnida, Araneae, Araneidae. The transcript is spliced from 3 exons. Bases 433 to 1113 code for a protein of 226 amino acids.
UCAGCAGCCUUUGCAGCUCUCUUCUUCCUUCACUGUACAGUGGAGAGAAUAUUCAAAAACCUGCAAUCGCCUGUCACAUUAUUUCCGUCUGUAUUCAUACAGUCGCUUACGAUUGCUGACGAGUUUUACACAAAUGCUGUUCAUCGGAGCUAGUGGACUUCUUAAUUUCCGACGACAGCUCACUGCUCUUCUGUGGAAUUCCCUUGUUGCUAAAAGGAAGGCUACGUGCCCGUAGUUGGUUUGUGGUCUUUCAUGCAUUCCACUUUAUUUACUUUUUUAACAUCCAAUCUCUCCUGGGGAAUUGACAAGUUCUCAUAGCACUCAUCAAUUCUGAAAGGAUCCAGUUUAUUGCAUUUAUUUCCUAACAGACCACUACCCGCUCGAAGUCUGAAAUACUUGCCUCAUUUCAUUUGCCACUUAACCGAAUACACAAUGCCAAGCUCUCACACACCAUCGCUAAAUAGUGUGAACGAGAACUCUUGUUACGAUAUCAAGGGUCACUAUCGGCUCGUGCUUAUGGGAGCUGCACGAGUGGGUAAAACCGCCAUCGUACAUCAAUUCCUGUACGACAUGUUCCCCACUGAAUACAUUCCAACCAUCGAAGAGUUAUACCGUGGCGAGUACGACGUCGGCAACACUGGCCUGGUCCUCGACAUCCUGGACACAAGUGGGUCCUACGAGUUUCCAGCCAUGCGCAAGCUGGCAGUAGAGACUGGAGAUGCCUUCAUCCUGGUCUAUGCCAUCAAUGACGAAGAAUCAUUCGAAGAAGUUGGCAGAUUGAAGGAGCUUUUGAUGGAGCACAAGCCAUAUAAUCCUCCCAUUGUUGUUGUGGGCAACAAGUGUGAUUUGGAGAAGCAAAGAGUCGUUCAGAAAGUCGUCGCUGAUACCAUCGUCGGUAUUGAUUGGGAAAAUCGCUUCGUUGAAGCCUCGGCCAAGGAAAACAUCAACAUUGUCCGAAUCUUCAAGGAGAUCUUACUCCAGGCCAACUUCCCGUACGACUUGAAUCCAGCUGCCCAAAAGCGUCGCACUUCAUUGCCACUCUAUGCCAUUCCCAAGAGCAACAAAAUCACCAAGAGCAAGAAGAUGAAGAGGAACAGCUGCGCUGUUUCAUAAUUCGUUUCUUUUUAAAACCAACAAGGAAAUCCCGAGAAAUAUUGUUUCCAGAUGAAAGUUUAAUGGCCGCCUAUGAUAAAGGUAGCUAUUAGUCUUGAGGAAGAAGUACAAAAGGGCAUAACAAUAGUGCAGUUACUUUAUUUAACUACAGAUAUUUUCUUUCAUUCGGAAAACUAAAUUGUCAUUGAAUCAAGUUAUUUACUUACUUUUGAUAGUAAGCUUAUUGUUGAAAAAGUUUGUAUUGUUGAAAGCUUUGAAAAAGUUAUCUCCAAUUAUAAAGAAUUACCAAAAUUUUAAAAAAUAUAAUCUAUAUUUUCGGCACACUUUAAUUUAUUUUUAAAUUAGGUUUUUUUGAAAAUUUAAAAAAAUGUAACUGAAUUUUUUUUGAAGAUGAAGACUUGUGAUGAUCAACUAAAAUUAUUAGUACUUUAACUGAGAUUUUCUUAUAAAUGACCUGCAUUGAAGAAGUCGCAAUUAUAACUUUUACAUGGCCAAAUAAACAAAAACUAUUGGAAAGUAUUAUUUUUCAACUAAAUUUCAAAGUAUAAAUGUUCAAAAAAAUUAUGUCUAAAUGGCCAUAUAACUUAAUUUGUUUCCUAGAAAAAAAAAACAUUAAAUUUAAAAUAAAUAUAAAUGAACUAUAUUAUUAUAUUUAAAAUUUAAUUUUAAUUAUUAAGUGAAAAAUGAGAAAAAAGUAACUUAAAAUUUAAAAAAAAGCCACGGAAUUGUUCGGAACUACAUGAUUCUCAAUUUGAAAAAUUUGAAAUUGAUCAUGUAUUUUGGGAUUUUCAUCGCUUUUCUUCUAAAUCAUACGCUAUCAUAUUAUAAUGUCGAAGAAGCAUUUACUUCUGUGUAAACCAUAGCAUUCCUUGUGCAAACUAUUUUUUAAAGAAUCGGUUGCAGUUAUUAGUAGCAAGUAGAUUCUAACCACAUCUAAAAAGAAGAUCAAUAUAUAUUUAGAAUAUGAAAUUCUAAAAUAUUUUGAAAAUAAUUCUGAAUUUUUUUACCUCAAAAAAGAAUAUUUGCUUAAUUUCAGUAACUCCAUCUAUAGAUAAAAGCUUAAACAAAUUCUGGUAUCAAAGUUUAAUCUAAUUAUGACUUUGAUUCUAUAUGGAUUUACAGAAGUUCAAAAAAGAAUAUUUGCUUAAUUUCAGUAACUCCAUCUAUAGAUAAAAGCUUAAACAAAUUCUGGUAUCAAAGUUUAAUCUAAUUAUGACUUUGAUUCUAUAUGGAUUUACAGAAGUUCAAAAAAGAAUAUUUGCUUAAUUUCAGUAACUCCAUCUAUAGAUAAAAGCUUAAACAAAUUCUGGUAUCAAAGUUUAAUCUAAUUAUGACUUUGAUUCUAUAUGGAUUUACAGAAGUUUAGCUAAAACUUUAUUGAAUUAUUCUAGAAUUGUCUAUAAAAUUUUUUACAUGAAACGAAAUACUUGAGAGCCUAUCAAAAUUCAGAAUUAUUUUAAAUGAAUCAUACUUUAUUUCAAAUAAUAAUUAUUAUAAUUAAAAAAAAUAUAAGAAAUUUUCAUAAAGUAUAGAAGAAAAUAAAAUGUAACACAUAGUUAAAAGUUCAGUUUUUAUUCAUUAUUAAAGUUUAUAGUUUUCUGAAAUUUCGAAUAUCUUGCGGAAAUUUGUAUAUUUGUAAAAAGUGAAAGGUCCUUGGAUCUAGUUGCAUCUCAGUGAGAUUAUGUUUAAUUAUAUAUAAUCAAGAUUUGUAAUGUAAGAUUUAAAAAAAAAAUAUUUUAACUCAUGAAAUUUUUUGAAUUAAUGCCUUUUUCUAUUCAAAAAUUUCUUAAAAUAUAAUCAACGAACCAUCAAAAUUCCAUACGCAUCAUUCACAUAUAUAUUGUAAAUUAGUAGCACGCACGUGUAUUGCAUUCAUGAUUGUUUGAUACUAUUAUUUAAAAUGUUCUUUUAUUUACAUUUUUGUAAUACUGCAGAAUAUGAAAAUGUAAGCUUUAAUUUCUCGUGACAUUUACUCUGUAUGCAUGUGUGUGUGUGUGUGUAUCAUUGUGCUAUUCAUUAUUUUAGAACUGUAUCGUUGUAAUCUGUUUUUACAACAUUUGUAACCUGUAUUUCCUUCUAACUAUCAUGCAACUCUCGUUUACUUUUCAACAACCUCAAUUCCAGUUUGAGAUAGUUUUACGAGAGUUUUUGCCUUUGACAUGAUAAUGGUAGAUGCUUAAAAUCAGAAACAAGAAAUAUUCAUGCUUUGAGAACCACCUGUGAAAUGCUAUUCACGUAUAAGAAAGAUUGAUGCAUGAGGAGAUCUGAAUAAUCUGAAAUGUCAUACUAAAUAAAAUGUUAGAAGGACUAUUUGUAGCUAUACUCAUAUUUGCACGAAAAUUAUGUUCUUGCAUUGCCACUGUUGUGUUUCCACAAAAUUUUGAAGAAUGAGAAGCAUUAAAAAACAGUUUCAUCCUGUUUUAAGUUAGCGUAUAAUAAACAUUAGAAAAAUAAAGAAUUAUCUGAAUUUUUUUUUAAUAUUUAUUUCAUUCAAAAUUAGUAAUAUAUAUUUAAAAAUAAUGUUUUUUAAUAAAUUUAUCUGAAAAAUUAAGUGUUGCGCUAGAAAUAUAAAUUCUCUAUUUAAGGCAUAUUGCUUUGUUUGAAAAAAGUAGAGACGCGUGAGUAGCAAAUGUAUCUCAAGCUACUAUUGUUAAAAAUAUCUUAAGUCAAAUACAUUCACAUUUCAGAUGAUGUAUAAAAAUUGCAUUAUAUUGAAUCAUAGCUUUUUUUCUUAAAAAAAAUAUCAAAAGGUGAAUAUAUACGGUAAUUUAUAUUAUAAGUAUUGAAGAGUUUAGGAUGAACAUAGACUUAUUUAUUUUAUUUUAAUCAUUGUGGCUAACAAUGUCAAACUUUUAAAAUUAUUUCCUAAUAUAUUAUUAACAAUAAAAGUUUAACUUAAUUUAGAAUAAAUGGAAUUAAUUUAAUUCAAUCCCAACCUAAUAUUCGGCAAAAAGUGUAAUAAAUAGUGGGAAAAAGGUUUUCUUCAAGAUUUUGUGGCAUAUUAUAGAACUCUGCAAUGAUUAUUAAUAUUUGUGAUGCACAGUUAUGUAUUAUUAUGCAUUCAAUCAUUUGCGUUAAGUGUAUAUUUGAUAAGUGAUAAAAUUAAAUAUAUAUCUUAUCUAUCAUAUCUCUCCCUAUAUAUGUGUACGUACAUCAAUCACCUGUUCAUCAAAAUAAAAUAUGAAAUAUA